CAGAAUCUCACCUUCAUCCACCCAGCAUCACCGGCGGCGUUCGACUCUCGCCUGUUCCUCUUCGUUUUUUUGCGCUGUUGGGGGCUUCUUUCUGUUUUGUUUUGCAUUUCGACUCGUACGAGCGGAGAAUUGAGGGCUUGAUUGCAUUUGCAUUGUUUCCAGCGCACUGUCCAGCUGAUCAUUUGGUUGUUUGACCUCUUGCUUCAUUGAUUUCGAGUAUUAUGCUGCAGCCAUAGGUUUCGAAGUUUCUUUGAGCGAUAUAUUCAAAACGAUAUCUACUUCGAAGUUUGAACGGAUCGGCGUUUGUUGAUACUGGCUAUCACACAGCAGAACAAAAAGAAAGCUUCGACACUAAAAGAAAAGGAACUUGAGAAGGAACAUAAAAUGAGUGUCAGAGUCGUUGGACGUGUCAGGCCUCUGCUGAAGGCAGAGCGAGAGGUGGAUGUGAUUCUUCGCACAGGCUCGCAGGGGCAGUCAGCACCGAGCAAAGGCGACAAGAAAAGCUCCAACGAAAAUGCCGCUCUGGCAGCAUUGAGGGAUAGAGACACAAUAGUCCGGAUUCCAAACCCCAAGAAUGAAAGCGAAGAGUACUCUUUCCAGUUCAAUGCGGUUUACGACUCAAAUGCCUCUCAGCAGGAUCUCUUCGAUGCCGAAGUUGCUCCCACGGUCAAACAUCUCUUCAACGGCUUCGACGUCACAUUGUUUGCAUAUGGUGUAACAGGGACGGGAAAAACACACACUAUGCGGGGUGGUAAAAGCCUUGCGGAGAGAGGAGUGAUUCCCCGUCUCCUGAGUAGCAUCUAUAGAAGAAGUCGCAAGAUGGAAAAGGAUAGCGCAGGGGAGACGUCAGUCAAUGUUUCGUUAAGCUAUUACGAAAUCUACAACGACAAGGUCUACGAUCUAUUCGAGCCCCCAGAGAAAAGAACGUUCACAGGAUUGCCUCUUCGCGACAAUGGAGGCAAGACAGUUGUCGUAGGCUUGACAGAACGGCCGUGUACUACCUUGAAGGAAUUCGAAACGUUGUAUGACCAGGCCAACACGAACCGGUCAACUUCUGCUACGAAGUUGAAUGCUCAUUCGUCGCGAUCCCAUGCAAUUCUUUGUGUGAAGGUGACAGUCACUUCCGGUGAGAAAACAAGAGUCAGCACGGCGUCUGCCAUCGACUUGGCGGGCUCAGAAGACAACCGUCGGACGGAAAAUGAUAAAGAACGCAUGGUUGAAUCUGCCAGCAUCAACAAGAGCCUUUUCGUUUUGGCCCAAUGCGUCGAAGCGAUCAGCAAAAAGCAUCACAGAAUACCAUAUCGAGAGUCAAAGAUGACAAGAAUUCUCUCCUUGGGGCAGAAUAACGGAUUGACAGUCAUGAUUCUCAACCUUGCACCUGUGAAGUCCUACCACUUGGACACCAUUAGCUCGCUCAAUUUCGCGAAUCGCACCAAGAAAAUCGAAGUCCGUGAGGUUGAAAACGAACCAAUGUUCAAGGGUCCUCCGAGGCCGGCGAUGCGGCCAUCGCUAGCUGCUCAGCGCCAGCCUUUGCGACCAUUGACAGCUUCCAUGAACUUGAAUCUGGCAGCCCCAGCUACUAAAGAUGACAAAGAUUCGAAGCCCACCGAUGGGAAGCCAAUCAAGGCAUUCCAUGUCUACUCGGAUAAGCCCCAGCCGAGGCCCUCUGCGCAGUUCAAGAAGCCUGAGAUUCCAAAACGAUCCUCACUAGGCUCCGAUGCUCAUGCUUUGCCCCCGUCUCGUCUUUCAAAGCCUGUUCGCCCUUCACAGGUACCAUUGCAAGCCCCAAAGCCCCAGGAUGAGAUCUAUGCAGCCAAGAUUGAAGAGAUGGUGGAGAAGAAGGUUGAGGAAAUUCUGGCUGUCAGGGCCGUCAGUGAACAGUCGAGACAAACACAAGUUCGUGAACUUAAUGAACAAAUGCAGAGACGGCUGCAACUUCUUGAGCAGCGCAUUGAGGGCUCCGAAGAUGCGAGAGCCGAAGGAUUGUCGUAUUUGCUUAUGGCCAAGCAACAUCAGGGGCGGGGCGAAGAUGGUUCCGCAUUGAGGAUGUACCAGUUGGCUUUGCCAUUCUUUCCAAACAAUGAGAAGUUGGCUAUGAAGAUAUCCGUUCUGCAGGAACGCCUUCAGCACAAACCUCGAGGCGCCACCUCAGCCAGCCCUAAGUCACCAUCUGCGAAAAGAGAAUUCGGGAGCAUUUUGUCCCUCAAAAAGCAGCCUGAGAGGCCUCGAUCCAAGCGUCAGGCAGAUGACACUGAUGCCGACUAUGAAGAACACCAAGAAGCGCUUGAGAACUUCAGUGAAGAAGAAUUCCAGGGCUCUCAUUCUAGACGCACGAAGCGCGUGAGGACCAAGACCCCGAUUGAGGCUGAUGAAUCUGAUGACCUGGAUUGCGAUGAACCGGCCCCAUCCCCACGGACGAUCCAUCUGCUCUCGAUCAUCAACUCCCGUGAUGUUAGCCAGAUCAAGUUGCUCAAGGGUGUGGGUGUCAAGAAGGCAGAGGCUCUCGUGGACUGCCUUUGUGAAAUGGAUCAAAACGCGGGCAGCGAAGAUGGAGAGCAUGUACAGGUGAACAGCCUCGUUGAGUUGAGCAAAUUAAAAGGUGUUGGCACAAGGACGGUUGAAACCAUGAGAAAAGGAGUUUUGGCAUAGAGCAAAAAACCUUUAUGCAUCACAUUUUUUGGUCUCCUUGAGAGCGUUUUUCAUCAUGGCAUCUUGCUGCUGCGAGUGUUUUCUCUGUGAUUGGCUUUUUUUUAGUGACAUUCUUCGUCCUCUUUUGCCCAAAAGCAUUGGCGAUAAGUCACUACUUUACAUUGCGUUGCAUUGUUCGAUUCCCUUCAUCAUUCAGCGACGGUGUUUUUGGCGUUUAUUAUCUUGACCUUCCUUUUGGAUCUCCAUGAUUGUCACUGUUAGAGUUAUAUGAUUUCCAGCUAUUUUCGAUUACUAUUAUGCAAUUACUACUAUUCUAUCAUUAAAUUUCUUAUGUCCAUUGUCCUUCCCAUACUUGGGACACCGCUCCCUGACUUAACCAAGUCCAAAAUUUGCCAGUAAAUCUUUUCAGUAUCGUUGGUCAAUAUUUCACGUAAGAAUCAAUCCCAACAAUGUGCAACCUGCAAUGAUUU
Molecule: messenger RNA, 3119 nt
Organism: Aspergillus wentii DTO 134E9
Lineage: Eukaryota; Fungi; Ascomycota; Eurotiomycetes; Eurotiales; Aspergillaceae
Product: kinesin family protein
Exons: 3
Coding region: 385-2649 (754 amino acids)
Biological process (GO): microtubule-based movement
Cellular component (GO): kinesin complex; microtubule
Molecular function (GO): ATP binding; microtubule motor activity; microtubule binding
Source: RefSeq, a predicted model, not a curated record